AUGCUGACUCUCGUUGUCAGUUUGCUGCUCCUGCUGCUGGAGUCCUCUUUGGGCUCUCUCCCGGCUCCCGCGCCCUCGAGUGUGACCCAGAUCGGUGAGGCGAACCUCAAUGACACCCUGUUCUCGAACGAAGUGGUGUUCCUCAACUUCUAUGCGGAUUGGUGCCCCUUCAGUGCCCGCCUGGCGCCCAUUUUCGAGCAGGCUGGGAAUUUGCUGAAAAUGCAGUAUCCCGAGCCGGGAAAGGUUUUGCUCGGCCGGGUGGAUUGUUUCAAGGAGACGCUUCUGGCGCAGAUCUACGACAUCCGGAAGCUGCCCACGCUGCGGCUCUUCUAUCGGGGUCAGCCGCUCCGUCGAGAGUUCCGUGGCAAGAGAUCCAAAGAAGCCCUGGUGGACUAUGUGAAGUUGCAGUUCCGCCCGCCGAUUGUGGAGUUCGAUAGCAACCAGGAGCUGGCCAUCAUCGAUCCCAAGCGAAGGUCUAUCAUUGCUUAUUUUGAGUAUUCCAGCGAUCCGGUGAUUGAUAUUUUUAAUCGUCUGGCGGAUCGCUUCAAGAACGACUGCGAUUUCUAUAAGCAUGUCGGUUUGAUGUGGGAUGGGGAUCCAACGGCAAGGCCUGAGGUUCUGCCGGCCCUGAUCUUCCGGCCGGAUGUGGCCCGCACUCAUGGCCAGGACGAGAGGUUCGAAGGGAAUCAUCUAGAUAACGAUGAGCUGUACUCCUGGAUGCUGCAGCAUUGUGUCCCAUUGGUGCGAGAAAUCGACUUUCAUUCCGUCGAGGAGAUAAUCGAGCAGGGACUGCCGCUUCUGCUGCUUUUCCACCAACCCGACGACCUUCUGUCCGUCAAGGACUUCAAGUCCAUCGUGCAGAUGCAGCUAGCCGACAUGAGGGGCAAGUUUAGUUUUGCCACUGUGGACGGAAUGCAGUUCGUCCACUCGGUGCAUCAUAUGGGAAAGACCACCAAGGAUCUGCCGCUCAUAGCCAUCGAUUCGCUGCAGUUUAUGUUUCCAUUUCCCCAGUUCUCAGAUCUGUAUAUCCCAGGCAAACUUAGGCGAUUCAUUGACAAUUUUCUUAGCCGGUACUUGGACCAGCAGCUGAAAAAGACAGAGGCUCCGGCACCAAACAAAGACUCUGCCCCGGCCAAAUCCACCUUCAAGGAGUUGGGACCCUCCAAGCACCGGUACUCGCUGCUCCAUGAUGAGCUGUGA
Molecule: messenger RNA, 1200 nt
Organism: Drosophila kikkawai
Lineage: Eukaryota; Metazoa; Arthropoda; Insecta; Diptera; Drosophilidae
Source: RefSeq, a predicted model, not a curated record